Messenger RNA from Mytilus californianus (California mussel), 2136 nucleotides. RefSeq names its product glycine receptor subunit alpha-4-like. NCBI's taxonomy places the organism in Eukaryota, Metazoa, Mollusca, Bivalvia, Mytilida, Mytilidae. The coding region runs from base 9 to 1226 and encodes 405 amino acids. Gene Ontology annotation, cellular component: synapse; neuron projection; membrane. Gene Ontology annotation, biological process: signal transduction; chemical synaptic transmission; regulation of membrane potential. Gene Ontology annotation, molecular function: transmembrane signaling receptor activity; extracellular ligand-gated monoatomic ion channel activity; neurotransmitter receptor activity. The record is from RefSeq and is a predicted model, not a curated record. The transcript is spliced from 9 exons.
AUUUAGAAAUGCUUCUAACAACACUAACAAUUGCCAUAUGUAUUCAUCAGAACAUUGCUACAUUCGACAGUAUAGUAUGUCAAAGUUUUAACAGCACAAAAGACAAUAUAAGAGUAGAAGAAGAGGAUGACAUGAUAAGGGAGACCAUAAUAAAGACCAUCCUAUCAAGAUACGACAAAAGGUACCCACCACGGUAUAAUUCAGAAAUUCCCACAGAGGUCAAAGUACAAAUGUAUGUUGUUGGCGUAUUUGGAAUUGACGAAUCAGAAAUGAAAUUUUCUAUGAGUAUGUACCUCAGACAACAAUGGAUAGAUCCACGAUUGACGUUUUCCGCUCCUUCAGAAAUCAGCAGAAUCGAACUAGACCACUCUAUCCAAGACUGUAUAUGGGUUCCUGAUUUAUCGUUCAUGACUGACAUGGAUACACAAAUUCAUGAAGUUACUGUUCCUAACAAGAUGAUGUUUCUACACCCGAAUGGUUUUGUAUCGUAUAGUUUAAGAGUAACUGGAACAUUUACUUGUUUCAUGCACUUACAAACGUUUCCAUUUGACGAACAGUCAUGCUUAUUGGAGAUGGAGAGUUAUGGGUUUUCAGCAUCUACAGUUAGUUUACGGUGGAUGGAGCCUGCUAUGACAUUUAAAGAUGGUAUUGUUAACAGUCAAUUUACUAUAAAAGCAUCUGAAUCAUAUAUUUGUGAUAAGGAAUAUCCAUCAGGAAACUAUACGUGUAUUGGUGUCAACGUAAACCUGAAACGGGAAUAUGGAUUCUAUCUAAUUCAAGUUUAUGCACCAUCUGCAUUAAUAGUUGUGCUUUCAUGGGUAUCUUUCUGGUUGAACACAGACGCUAUACCAGCCAGAGUAUCUCUUGGUAUUUUAACAGUAUUGUCAGUGUCCACUAAUGGUCAUUUCAGUGUAGGAUUAACACAGCGUGUUUCAUAUGUGAGGGCCAUAGACAUAUGGAAUGUUGUGUGUUUGUUGUUUGUUUUCGGUGCAAUGAUAGAAUACGCAUAUGUUGCUAUGAUUGAACGAGUGGAGGAAAGAAGAACAAUAGAACGAUUAAGAACAAUACAGAACCCUCACACAAUAUUGAAUGGACAGGUCAGGAAUACCAAGCAAGACACAAAGAGAAAGGACACUGCAAGAUCUAUUGACAAAUUAUCAAGAGCAUUUUUUCCGCUUGUGUUUAUUAUAUUCAAUAUCAUAUACUGGCUGUAUUAUAUGAUAUGACAUCACAUUUGGCUAAUUGUAGAUUUUACAUAUAGAUUUAUCAGUUGUGACAUUUAUUACUAAUAUAUUCACAUCAACUACAAAAAUUUUUUUGUUGACGUCAUGUCAAAUUUACUAUCAACUUCAACUUAUUUGUUGGCGUGUUUGUUAGUUUUAUUUGUAUGUGUGUUUGAUUUUUUUAGUCAGUUGUGUUCUAUGUCUGUGAUGUAUGUUUACACAGUUUGGGCUGCUGGGUCCCAAUUAUUAUCACAUUAACUUAUUGUGUGUGUUUGUGAUGCUCAUUCAAUUGGGUUCAUAUAACAUAACUAUAAACAACCGUCAUACAAGUUGGUCGGGGUCGUGUUGCUCAGUCUUAGUCAAAGAAAUCACGAUCAUAUAAACGUACUCAGAAGCUUGUUGUUCAGUGGUUGUCGUUUGUUGGUGUGUGUUAAAGGUGUUUCUCGUUUCUAGUUUUUUAUAUAGAUAAGACCGUUGGUUUUUAUGAUUGUAUUGUUUUACACUAGUUUUUUUGGGGCCCUUUAUAGCUUGCUGCUCGGCGUGAGCCAAGGCUCCGUGUUGAAAGCCGUACUUAGACCUAUAAUUGUUAACUUUCUUUACAUUGUGACUUGGAUGGAGAGUUGUCUCAUUGGCAAUGAUACCACAUCUUUAUUUCUAUUGCAUUAUUUUUCGACUUUUUUUUAUAGGAGUUAACCUUUGUUAAUCAAAACACAACUAAAUACUGAAAUAGGUAAAAACAAUAGAAAAGUAAAAAAAACUCAAAGGAAAAUUCAGAACGGAAAGUCCCUUAACAAAUGGCAAAAUCAAAAGCUCAAACACAUCAAACAAAUUGAAAACAACUGUCAUAUUCCUGACAUGGUACAUGCAUUUCCUUAUGUAGAAAAUGGUGGAUUAAACCUUGGUUUAUUGCUAG